Messenger RNA from Rubroshorea leprosula, 3592 nucleotides. NCBI's taxonomy places the organism in Eukaryota, Viridiplantae, Streptophyta, Magnoliopsida, Malvales, Dipterocarpaceae. The record is from the annotation of a GenBank genome assembly.
GAAACAGAGUUUCAUACCAGAUACAGAGUUUCAUACUAGUAAGCUGUAUUAGUGGUAUCAGAGCCCACCUCCAACGAGACCUCUGACCUCUUUACUUCCCAACCAUGGACUCCGACAGCAGCUCCUCUGAAACCAACGCAAUCAACCCAAACUCAACAGCCACCGUGAUCAACAAUCAACGCGGCCCCUUCUCAUUCAACGUCGCGGCUUUUCCCUUAAAGUUUACUCCAACUAAUUAUUUAUCUUGGAAAUCACAAUUCACUUGUCUUCUUGCAGGAUUUGAGCUCCUUGGUUAUUUGGAUGGUUCUCAUCCAUCCCCUGUUGCCACAGAACCAAGCUAUAGUCUGUGGGCACGCCAGGAUCAGUUAAUUCGCCAUGCACUGAUUACUUCCGUAUCCGACAGCAUUACACCAUACAUAGCCACUACAGCUACGGCACAACAGGCAUGGGAAACAUUAGCAAGACUCUAUGCAAAUCGAUCUCGCACCCGUGUCAUCACCCUUAAGGAAUGCCUGCAGAACAUGCGUCGUGACGGUCGCUCGGUGUCUGAAUAUCUCCGAGCACUCAAGUCUGUGGCAGAUGAAUUAGGGACAAUAGAUCGGCCUCUCACUGAUGAUGAUCUUACAGUCUACAUAUUGAAUGGACUGGGACCAGAAUUCCGAGAGAUAGCAACCUCUCUUCGUACUCGUGAUUCAUCCCUCUCCUUUGAUGAUCUGCACGAUCGACUGGUGGCUCAUGAGGAAAGCCUUAGGCGAGAGGAACUCAAGGCUGAUUCUUCCCCAAUAACCGCACACCAUGCUUCAAUCCUGAAGUCUAUGUCGUCUUCACAGUUAUGUAACCAGGCUGGUCACUUUGCCCGGAGUUGUCUCUAUCAUCGGAUCCAGAAUCUGAACCCCCAGGCCAACUAUGCUUCUUCUGCGACAGCUGCUGAUGAUUGGCUCUUAGACUCAGGAGCAACUAAUCAUGUAACCACUGAUUUGGCAAACCUUGCACUCCACUCUGAGUAUCAUGGUCCUGAUGAACUCCAAAUUGGUGAUGGAACAGUUUUGAAUAUUACACAUGUGGGUCAUACCACACUCUCUACUCCCUCUUACUCCCUUCCUUUAAAAGACAUAUUAUGCGUUCUCCAAGCAUCUCGAAACUUAAUCUCUGUUUCUCAAUUAUGUAAAAGUGCUGAUGUUUUUGUCGAAUUUCACCCCACUUUCUUUUUGGUGAAGGAUCGUCGCACGAGGGAGACACUGUUGCGAGGCAAAAACACUCAUGGGGUCUAUCACAUCCCCGGUCAAGUUAAAGCACAACCUGCGGCCCUAGUUGGAGAACGUGUUAGUUUGGCAAAUUGGCAUUCACGUUUAGAGUCUACUUUCCCAUUUAAAAAUUCCACUUUCUUGUGUGAUGCCUCUAAUUCCUCACCGACUUGCCGUGACGUGCCAAUGAUGCCAAACUCCACGAGUGCAGGUAUGAGUGUUGAGCCUCCUCCAUUGUUCCCUUGUGUACCGACUCACACUCUCACCGCCCAUCUAAGUUCCAUAAUGUCCAACAAAGCCAUGAGCAACCUCCAGCUUCUAUUUACCCAUUAUCUACCCCUAUGGCCACUAGCACACCCUCUCCCCUUCCUUCCCUUACUUCACCAGCCUCUCCCAUUGCGACCAAUUCCGUCCACCAAUCCCCUGCCCCAUCCGAUUCCCACUCCUCCCCUCUUAGGUCCCCACCACCGCAACCUCUUCGAACUCACCCAAUGGUUCCCACCACCGCAACCUCUUCGGACUCACCCAAUGGUCACUCGUUCCCAAAACAAUAUUUUCAAACCUAAGACACUCUUCCAUGCAACCAAAUCUCCAUUGUCCCUCCCUGUUGAACCCACUUGUGCCACACAAGCUCUUAAGGAUCCCAAUUGGAGACAGGCUAUGUCCGAGGAGUUUAGUGCAUUGGUUCGCCAAGGAACGUGGGAACUGGUUCCUUCACACCCAUCUCAACAUGUUCUUGGUUGCAAAUGGGUCUUUCGCUUGAAAAGAGGCAAAGAUGGGUCCAUUAAGCGCUAUAAGGCGCGUCUUGUUGCGAAGGGCUUUCAUCAACGACCAGGUUCUGAUUACUUUAAUACUUUCAGUCCUGUUAUCAAGCCUACCACAAUUCAUACUGUCUUAUCUCUUGCAGUGAGUAGGGGGUGGUCUAUUCAGCAAUUAGAUGUUAAUAAUGCUUUCCUUCAUGGACACAUUGAUGAGGUAUUAUACAUGCAGCAGCCGACAGGCUUUGUGGAUCACAAUUUUCCUUCACAUGUUUGUAGGCUACGAAAAUCUUUGUAUGGCCUUAAGCAGGCCCCUAGGGCCUGGUUUCGAGCUCUUAAGGACUUCCUUUUGGCUCAAGGCUUUUUUCACUCUAAGUCUGACAAUUCCUUAUUUAUCUAUCAUAAAGGCUCCACUUGGAUCUAUUUUUUGGUCUAUGUCGACGAUAUCAUUGUUACUGGGAAUGAUUCUGCUCCAGUUCAAUCCAUUAUGCAAGUCAUGAGUGCCACUUUCUCCCUCAAAGAUCUUGGUCCCUUGAGUUUUUUUCUCGGCAUAGAGGCAAUCUCUACUAAGGAUGGGCUUUUUCUCUCUCAACAGAGGUAUAUUCUUGAUCUUCUUCAGAAAACUGGUAUGGCUGAUGCUAAACCUGUCUCCAGUCCUUUGGCUUCUACUUCUGUUCUGCAGCUAUCCACUGGCACUCCUCUCUCUGAUGGCACCAAUUAUAGGAAAAUUGUUGGCUCUCUUCAGUACCUAUCUCUUACGUGGCCUGAUCUCUCCUUUGCUGUUAGUCGCUUGUCUCAAUUUAUGCAUCGUCCUACUGAUUCUCAUUGGCAAGCUGUGAAACGCGUUCUUCGUUAUCUUCGCGGUUCUGUCUCUCACGGCUUACUUUUGCGACCCCAGCCAACUUUGUCACUCCAUGCAUUUUCCGAUGCUGAUUGGGCUGGAGAUCGGGAUACUUAUACCUCAACCACUGGCUAUCUUGUAUUUCUUGGCAGCAAUCCUCUAUCCUGGCGCGCUGCUAAGCAACAAGCAGUUGCUCGAAGCUCUACUGAGGCUGAGUAUCGAGCUUUAGCUACUGCUGCCUCUGAAGUUGUUUGGAUUCAGCAUUUGCUUUCUGAAUUGGGUGUCUCCUCAUCUAUUCCUCCUGCCAUUCUUUGUGACAACAUUGGUGCCACCUAUCUUAGCAGUAAUCUUGUUUUUCAUUCUUGGAUGAAGCACAUUGCCAUUGAUCUUCAUUUCGUGCGUGAACUAGUUGAUCGGAAGGUUCUACAUGUCUCCCACAUUUCUUCUCAUGAUCAAUUGGCUGAUGCUCUUACCAAGGCCCUUCCCUCACUUCGGUUUCGUUCUUUGAGGUCCAAGAUCGGUGUUGCCGAUGGCACCUUCGUCUUGCGGGGGCAUAUUAAGGAAACUAAAUCUGCUGCAAUAAAGUAGGAAACUGAAUCUGCUGCACUGGAGUAAUUACCCAGGAUUGUAUAUUUCCAAUUAAUGUGUAUCUUAGAUCUUAUUCUAGUCUAAUUAGAAUUCCUGUAUGCAGUAGGACAAUCUUGUAUAUAAACACAUCUUGUAUGGCUGAAUAAAGAUAUAGAAACAGA